Messenger RNA from Funneliformis mosseae, 468 nucleotides. NCBI's taxonomy places the organism in Eukaryota, Fungi, Glomeromycota, Glomeromycetes, Glomerales, Glomeraceae. The record is from the annotation of a GenBank genome assembly.
AUGAUAACUAUAACAGAAAGAAACGGUCAAUUGUUCAUCACCAUCCCUCGGUUGUAUGCAAUUGAACUACCUCUCGAGCCGAUCGAUUCAGUAGUUUAUGAAGGCUAUGGCACCAUUAAUAAUUUUUGGCUUUUUCGUAACGUAUGUGAAAAACGCCUAAAACAACUCAAAUUAACCUGUCAAGAUGUUUCGAAAUUUGCUAGUUGUUUGUGGAAAGACGUUCCUAAUCACGUUAAGAUCACCUUAAAAGAAUAUAGUAAAAAGAUCGCGAAAGCGAAACCAAAAACGUUAAAAUUUAAGCCAUACGAUCAUUCAAAAUCAUCAAAAUGUCGACCACCAAAGAAAAUUAAGAACAAGCCAAUUGAAACGAAUUCCGUUGAGUUCGCUGUGAUCACUACUAUGCUUUUAAAAAGGCACGCUGACGAUCUAUGGAUUCAUCAAGAAAAUCAAACGGAGAAACCAUUAUAA